Messenger RNA from Girardinichthys multiradiatus, 1026 nucleotides. It is a transcript of the gene cyb561d2, whose product is annotated as transmembrane reductase CYB561D2. Gene Ontology annotation, molecular function: transmembrane monodehydroascorbate reductase activity. Lineage: Eukaryota; Metazoa; Chordata; Actinopteri; Cyprinodontiformes; Goodeidae. The transcript has 3 exons. The record is from RefSeq and is a predicted model, not a curated record. Gene Ontology annotation, cellular component: endoplasmic reticulum. The coding region runs from base 195 to 869 and encodes 224 amino acids.
AUCGAGGCAGUGAGACAACGCGGCGACGUGGAUCGGACGGAAGUUUUAAAAAGUAAAAUUUAUGUGACAGUGAUUUAGUCACCGGGUCCUCCGAUGAUCCUUGAGUUAUAGAGCUGAAGUACGGGGAGAGACAUCCGCAUUCGUCACUUCCACAUUCAUUGAGUCGGAGACGAUCCGGCGUUACAAUUUCUAACAUGAUCCACAACAAGGAGGCGGAAUCUGAAUUUUGGUUUUACGGUUUUACUGGAGCAGUCUCUGCGGGACUGGCUCACCUCAUCUCCGUAGCCUUUUCUGUUUUUAUCGCAUUUCUCUCCCGACCCGGAACAAGUUGGUUUUCAUGGCAUCCUUUCCUGAUGACAGUAGCUUUUGGCUUCCUUAUGACGGAAGCCAUCCUCCUCUUCUCACCCCACGGCUCCCUCAUCAAGAGGUUUCCACACAAGACCAAAGGCCGUGUUCACUGGAUCCUACAGAGCCUCUGUGGCUGUUGUGCAGUUCUGGGCCUGGCUGCUAUCUUCUACAACAAAUACCUAAACGGUAAAGCCCACUUCACCUCGUGGCACGGUCUAGUGGGCCUGAUCACAGUAUGUGUGGUGUGUGUGCAGUCUUUGGCAGCUGUGCCUCUCAUCUACCACUCACUGGCCAAAGGCUGGUCUCUCGCCAAGCUCAAGCGUUACCAUGCUGCAUCUGGGCUCGUCACCUUCCUGCUGGGCAGUACCAGCCUUCUCCUCGGGCUCUGCUCCUCCUGGUUCACGGCGUCUGUGGGGGUUUACGCCUGGUACCUGGCAGCAAUCUGCCCCGUUCUUAGCGCUGUCAUAAUAAUGAAUCAAGUCUCCAAUGCUUACAUUGCUAAAAAACGGCUGCAGUCCUGACGGAGGUGCAUUACAUGGACAGAAAUCAGCACAUUGUACUCCUUUAAAGACUGAUAUUAUUCCUUCGCAGGUCACAGACUUUCCUGUCUAUUUUGAUGCUAAUUUUACAUUGUGAUCUUUCCACAUUUGAAUGAAUAAAAAGUCCUAUUAAAAUAUA